This is a messenger RNA of Argentina anserina (silverweed cinquefoil), 1530 nucleotides long. Its product is annotated as autophagy-related protein 16-like. Gene Ontology annotation, biological process: autophagosome assembly. Lineage: Eukaryota; Viridiplantae; Streptophyta; Magnoliopsida; Rosales; Rosaceae. The record is from RefSeq and is a predicted model, not a curated record. Gene Ontology annotation, molecular function: protein binding. The transcript has a single exon. Gene Ontology annotation, cellular component: autophagosome membrane. The coding region runs from base 1 to 1530 and encodes 509 amino acids.
AUGUCGCAUGAUGAGGUAGCUAGGAGAGCGAUUAGGCACGCGCUGAAGGCUCUGCGGAAGCGGCACUUGCUUGAAGAAGGUGCUCAUGCUCCAGCGUACAUGGCUCUCGCCAAUCCGAUUUCUCAUCACGGAUCAGAGUGGAAGGACAAGGCAGAGACUUUGGAGCUGGAGCUUCAGCAGUGCUAUAAGGCUCAGUCUCGGCUUUCGGAGCAGCUUGUGGUGGAAGUAGCAGAGUCUAGGUCUUGGAAAGCUUUACUUGAGGAGAAAGAAGCAGCCAUUGCGGAACAGCUGAACGAGCUGACAAAGAAGAGGGACGAGUGCUCGCAGUCAAAGGCGGAGUUAGAGACCAAGAUUGAAGCUCUAGAGUUGGUUAUGAGUGAGAACAAUGAAAUACGAGCGCAGCUGGAAGAAAUGUCUGUUAGGGCUAAGAAUGCCGAAGCUGAAACUAAGGAGUUAAUCGACCGCUGGAUGUUGGAGAAGAUGAAGAAUGCCGAACGCCUAAAUGAGGCAAAUGCGUUAUAUGAAGAAAUGCUUGAGCGGAUCAGGGCCAGCGAUUUGCAAAGACUUGCCAGGCAGCAAGUAGAUGGUGUCGUCCGGCAAAGUGUACAAGGUGCUGACUUCUUUGUGGAGUCGACCAAUCCGUCGACAUGCAAGAACAGGAUCAAUGCCCACGAUGGCGGAUGUUCUUCCAUAUUAUUCGAGUACAAUUCAGGUAAGUUGAUCUCCGGAGGACAAGAUGGGACGAUUAAAAAGUGGGAUACAACUACAGGGGCUUUAGCUAAUACACUCCAUGGCUGCAUUGGUUCUGUUCUUGAUCUUGCCAUUACCCACGAUAAUAGAUCUAUCAUAGCAGCAACUAGUUCGAACAAAUUAUAUGUGUGGGAUGCUAACUCGGGAAGGGUUCGUCAUACUCUCACCGGUCACACAGAUAAAGUGACUGCAGUUGAUGUCAACAAGUUCUCAAGUCGACACAUUGUGAGUGCAGCUUAUGAUCGUACCAUAAAGAUUUGGGAUUUGCAAAAAGGCUACUGCACUAACACAAUCAUCCACCUCAAACACUGCAAUGCUCUCUCUUUCAGCAUCGACGGGCAGACGAUUUGCUCUGGCCAUCUGGACGGAAAUCUCCGGCUUUGGGAUAUUGAGAAAGGGAAGCUGCUAAAUGAAGUAGCCGCACACUCGAGUGCAGUAACAUCUAUAACUUUGUCACGAAACGGCAACAUGGUACUGACUAGCGGGAGGGACAACGUGCACCACCUCUUCGAUAUAAGAACCCUAGAAGUUUGCGGGACAUUUAGAGCUACCGGAGUCAGAGUAGCAUCGAACUGGAGCAGAUCAUGUAUGAGUCCAGAUGAUCAAUACGUCGGAGCUGGAUCUGCUGACGGUGAUGUGUAUAUUUGGUCUAUAGCAAAACCCGACAUUGUGAGCACCCUGAAGGAGCACACGAAUUCUGUCCUCUGCUGCUCAUGGAGUGGUCAUGGGUUACCUCUAGCUUCUGCUGACAAGAAUGGGAUCAUUUGUACUUGGACGUGA